Messenger RNA from Ricinus communis (castor bean), 1513 nucleotides. Its product is annotated as NAC domain-containing protein 21/22-like. NCBI's taxonomy places the organism in Eukaryota, Viridiplantae, Streptophyta, Magnoliopsida, Malpighiales, Euphorbiaceae. Gene Ontology annotation, biological process: regulation of DNA-templated transcription. Gene Ontology annotation, molecular function: DNA binding. The transcript is spliced from 3 exons. The record is from RefSeq and is a predicted model, not a curated record. The coding region runs from base 440 to 1315 and encodes 291 amino acids.
AUUGCUUUACUACAUUUCACAGAAACCCAAGAGGAUUUCUUGUGACUUUGGUUUUUCUUGAAACUUCCCAAUUAUAACUAACUAGUUACACACAGACACACAGGCAUAUAUGGCCCCCUGCUACAAGAGAACACUGCAAGAAAUUCUAACCAGCAAAGCCACUUUUCAUUCUCUUUUAACUAUAAAUAUAUACAUACACACAAAUAUAUAUAUAUAUAUAUAUACGCCUACCAUACCAACCCUUUCUCCUUCAUAUUAUAUCUCAAAUCCUAAACUUAGGAACUGAAAAAAAAAAAAAAACACAAGUACGUUCCAUUUUGUAACUAACUAAAAGAAAAAGAAGAAAUUUAUGUUUGGAACUUCAUACUUUCAUUCGUUUUCUUGUUAGCUGACUACCUUUGAUCAUUUGCUUUCAAAAAGACAAGAAGAAGAAACAAAAAUGGGUUUAAGAGACAUUGGAGCAACUCUGCCUCCUGGGUUUAGGUUCUACCCAAGCGACGAGGAACUGGUCUGCCAUUAUCUCUACAAAAAGAUAACAAAUGAAGAGGUUUUGAAGGGUACUUUGGUUGAAAUUGACUUGCAUACUUGUGAGCCAUGGCAGCUACCUGAGGUGGCAAAGCUCAAUGCAACCGAGUGGUACUUCUUCAGCUUCCGAGAUAGGAAGUAUGCAACCGGAUUCCGAACCAACCGCGCUACGACAUCUGGAUACUGGAAAGCUACUGGGAAAGAUCGUACCGUUCUUGACCCUACAACUCGUGAGAUUGUAGGGAUGAGGAAGACUUUGGUGUUCUACAGGAAUAGAGCUCCUAAUGGUAUCAAAACUGGUUGGAUCAUGCAUGAGUUUCGUCUUGAGACCCCACAUAUGCCUCCUAAGGAAGACUGGGUCUUGUGCAGAGUAUUCUACAAAGGCAAAGGAGAUCAUGAUCAAAACAGCAGCAAUAAGUUCAAUUCAUCACAAUUCAUGUUUGAUGACACAGCUAAUGUUCCUUUGAAUUUAGAAGCAUCUCCAUUAACUGAUCAUCGUUACCAAGCUCAGCUCCAUUGUGGGAAUCCACAGCAAAUGAUCCCCUCGUUAUCAACAUCAUCCUCAACUCCACCCCAUGAUCAGACCUCAUUGCUAAACCUUCUUCAGUUUUCCCAAGACAGAAACACCAACAACCCCAUGAACACCACUGAUAUUAGCUCCAAAGGAGAUGAUGAUUAUGGGUUCUUUUGGGAUGAGAUGAACUUGGAAGAAACUAGCUUGGGAAAUGGAGGAGCUUCGAACUUGGAGAAUAUGAGAUUCGAAAUGGGUAACAGUAUGGUUUUUUUAUAAAACAAAAAUUAUAAUUUAGUUGCUUAAUUGAAAGACAAAAGCCAAAUAUUAUAUAUAUAUGCAUAUCCAUUUGUUGAUUUAUGAUGUAUUUUGUGGUGUUUGAAUUUGAGGAACAAACUCGUUUGAUUGGAUCAAAUUAAUGUUGUUAGGAAGGAUUGUACUAGUGUAUAUUUGAUUAUUAGGGUUUUUUCUUCUUCU